Messenger RNA from Prorocentrum cordatum, 1941 nucleotides. Lineage: Eukaryota; Dinophyceae; Prorocentrales; Prorocentraceae. The record is from the annotation of a GenBank genome assembly.
AGCCAUUUUGGCUCACGCGCGCACUGCGCGCGCUGUGCGCCGUCGAGCGCGCCCCGCGCCGGCCGAGCGGCCGGCGAUGGGCCAGGCACAGCACGUCCACAAGGAGGGCCCCCGGUCCAGCCUCGAGCACGUGCGCCUCGGCGGCAUCCCGACGCCGCAGCGCUGCCCAGCUCCAAGCCAGGUCGGCACCGGCACCCCGUGCCGCCCGGAGCUGGAGCAGUCCCAGGCGCCCUCUCGCUCCGCACCCUCCAGGGCCCCGCCCCCUCGGGGCUGGCAGCCCCGCCUCCAGGCCCCGCCGGCGCCGCAGAGGCUCUCCGGCGCACGGCCGCCGAUGCCGACGCCGGCGGCCUCGCCCCUCGGGCGCAUGGCCGAGAUCCCGGAGGACGACCAAUGGGGCAUCCCCGACGACAAGCUGCCCGAGGUGCCGCCGCCAAGGCCGGUGCCAUCGGCAGGCGUUGGCCCAGCGCUCAGCGGAAAGGCAGCGCCCCGCGCCGAGGAGGACAGGUGGCUCGCGCCGCCCGCGCCGAGGCCCUCUGUCGAGAGCAGCUUCACCUCGUGCAGGCCAUCCGUGGACUCGCAGCCGCCCACGGAGGCGGGCGGGCAGCUCUACUUCGGACACCUGAUGCGCGCCCAGGGCGCCUCCGCAGAGACCUCGCCGAGGACUUCACUGGGGCCGCCGUCGGCCUGGGCGCAGCGCACGUUUGGCUCGGGGCUGCCUCCAGGCCUCGACCUGGCGAAGCGCCCGAGCCUCCGCCAGAGCACCGGCCUGCCCAGCAGCGCCCCCAGUGGCAGCUGCAGCCCGCGGACGCUGCCCACGGGCAGCGCGCGGCCGAGCAUCGCGCCACCUGCCGUCGACAGGGGCGACACGGAUGAUUUCGACACCAAGGCAGCGACCAUCAGGGCGCUCUUCCAGCUGCAGGAGGAGCGCCGCAAGGAGGAGAUGCUCCUCCGCACGGACGCCCGGCUUCUCGGGGAGGCGAGGUCGGCGCCGCCGUCGGCACGCCCCAGCGUCGAGCGGGGCAGCCUUGGGUCUGACGGCAGGCCCUCGUGGCUUCUGGCGCAGGCCUCAGCUGGCCCCGGCCGCGGCUCGGUCGGCACUGCAGCCAGCCUCGGCGCCGCGCGGUCGCUGCAGUGCGCCGACGCGGCGUCCGAGGAGCUCGACGCCGUCGCCGCGGCGCGGCGCGACGCACUGAGGGAGAGGGAGAAGCGGGAGGCGGUCGCGACGUUCUUGGCGCAACAGGGGUUCACUGGCGUGAACGCUAAGAGGAGGACCGGCACGAAGCAGGGCACCUUCCCCCUGCACGUCGCGGCCGAGAGGGGCGACCGCCGGCUCGUCUGGCACCUGCUGGAGGAGGGCGCGGACCCGUCCCUGCGGAACUGCUCGGGGCAGACCCCCGCAGAGGUGGCGCUGGAGCGGGACAGGGGCGGCUCACACGCGGAGGUGCUCGCGGUCCUCCACGCCGCGCCACCCGUGGAGCGCGCGGACAGCGCCCCGAGGAGGAGCCUGAGCCUGAGACUGUUCGGCAUCGUCGGCCGUUCUCGCAGCACGGCGUGAACAGGCCAGCAGGCCGCCGCGGGGGCUCGAAGAAUGAGCUUCCUGAAUCGCCUGUGCCCAGAGGGCCGGGCGGGAUUCAUUCCACUGGACUUCGCGCAGCAGCCGAGGAGCCGCGCGCCAUGGGCCCAGCGCUCUCUGCAGGUGCUCGCCGUUUCACCCGCUGCUGUGUUUCACAGCACGCGCGACGCCACAGAGCCCUCGCGCUGCCCGGGCCCCCGCCAGCCGGCACCCAUGAGAGAGUGCUGUGUCCGGUCGCGGGCCCGCGAGUCUGGAGGGGAGAGGGAGCUGGUGCUGCCAGAGGCAGCCUUGGCCCAAGGUGCCCCUGGCCUUUCCAGGGAGGCCCAGGUAGCUUCGGGAGCAUCCCUCACGAGGCCCAGAUGGCGUGA